Molecule: messenger RNA, 2109 nt
Organism: Coccinella septempunctata (seven-spotted ladybird)
Lineage: Eukaryota; Metazoa; Arthropoda; Insecta; Coleoptera; Coccinellidae
Gene: Cdc45
Product: cell division control protein 45 homolog
Exons: 9
Coding region: 286-1989 (567 amino acids)
Biological process (GO): double-strand break repair via break-induced replication; DNA replication initiation; mitotic DNA replication preinitiation complex assembly
Cellular component (GO): DNA replication preinitiation complex
Molecular function (GO): DNA replication origin binding; single-stranded DNA binding; chromatin binding
Source: RefSeq, a predicted model, not a curated record
ACAUUUGAAUCCUUGCGAACGGUUUUUGUUUUGGCGCCUCUGUUUGGUAAAUAGAUUUUAGAGGUUACUCAGAUUUUCAAAGAAAAUUCCAAGAUUAGUGUAGUGCCUAAUGAUGAAUUAUUUUCUUGCUUUAAUUCAUCCUUUGACGAAGUUUUACUUCAAAUGAGGUAAAAUAAUCAAUUUCGAUUUGAUAUGGUGUGAGUGUGGUCCGACGAUAAUUUUACAUGAUUCUCAACAGUGUUUUUUAAUUUAAAAUGGUCCUAAAGUAACUAAGUUUCGUUUAAAAUGUAUGUAGAUGAUUUGAAGAAUGAAUUCUUUGGAUUUCUUGCCGGAAAAAGAAUAUUCUUGAUGAUCCAUUAUGAUAUAGAUAGUAUAUGUUGUUGUAAAAUACUGCAAUCCUUGCUCAGGCAUAAUCACAUUCUGUACAGUUUGGCUGUAGUCCGAGGUAUUGAAGAUUUCAAAACAGCCUUCCGAGAGAACUGUGAAGAUGUAAAAUAUUUCGUUCUGAUAAACUGUGGCGGUACAAUAGAUAUAGUUGAAGUUCUUGAACCCGAAGAAGAUAUUAUAUUUUUUGUAUUGGAUUCACAUCGACCGAUAGACCUAUGUAAUAUAUACAGCAACGAGCAAGUUAGGUUAUUAUCAGCCCCCGAGGAGGAUGCAGAAGUCCCAGGUUUCGAUAGUAUAUUCAGGGAGGAGUCCGAUGAAGAAGACGAUGAAGUUGGGGACUCGACUAGUGAAGUUGGAAGUGACGAUGAAAUUGAGGGUAGGGCGGCCAAGAGAAGAAGGUUGAACGAGGAAGAAAUUAUGAAAAGAAGAGAAAAAAGACUUUGGGAAGAGAAUAGAAGCAAAUUAUUAUUUGAAUAUUCCCAGUUCACAUAUUACGCUAAAGCAAGUGCAAUACUCAUGUUUGAGUUAGCAUGGUCUCUCAAUAAAGACGAUAAGGAAAUGCUUUGGCUUGCCAUAGUAGCGUUGACGGAGCAAAUGCUCCUUGGUAAGCUAGAAGACUCAAAAUACAAUAUUGAAAUUGGCAGUCUCCAGGCGCAUGCCACAAGGCUCCACAAUCGCUCUAAUGAUUCCGAAGUUAAAACAUCACUAAAAAUCACCUUCGAGAAAGAUUUGAAGCUGGUGCUACAUAAGCAUUGGUGCGUUGAGAGUAGCUUGAAGUUUUCAAUGUUCACUUCUUGUAGAUUGAAAUUGUGGACGUUGAAAGGAGACAGGAAGUUACAUCAAUUAUUAGCAGAGAUGGGUUUACCACUCGCCCAAAGUAAGCAGAAAUUCACAUCGAUGGAUCUGCAACUCCGUCAAGAGUUUCACGAUUCGAUGGAGAAACUUAGUGAAAAAUACAAUCUGGAAGAUAUCGUCUAUCCAACGUUCAUCUUACGAUAUGGCUUUACGAACACUUAUUCUGCCUCCGAUGUCGUUUAUAUGCUGUUGGCCCUCUUGGAAACUGCGCCCAAAUCUAAGAGUCCGGAGGAAUGUUUUAAUACCGCCCUGGAAUUUUUGCCCAAGCCUAAGAAGGAGUUGGCCGAGGCUGGUAUAGGAAGGGCCAAAACGUUAUUUAGAGUUAUGUUCAAAACUGUGCAAGGAGCCUUAGAAAUGAAACAAGUCACAAGCGCAGGACCAUUUAUUUAUUAUAUCAUCCAAGAAGGUUUCCUUGAUUGGUACAUGUUCUCCAACCUUAACGUAUUAUCGUUACUGGCCCAGUUCAUACUCAAAGCAUACGUCUCCAUGUCGAGGAACCGUAAAGCGACUCAAUUACCUCUGAUUGUUUCUGCACCUAAAAGUGUCGAUAAUGGAACUUGCAUAAUACUUGGUAUACCUCCUUUAUGUGAGAAUUCACCCAAAAAUUUUUUCGGUAAAGCCUUCGAGAAAGCAGCCGAGACAAUAAGAUGUGAAACUACCUGUGAUUUUUUCGAUACAUCAUACUUCGAAAUACCUGUGAGGGACAGGGUUAGGUUUUUAGACGCUUUGACAGCAAUUUUGACCUGAAUCCGUUUUGAUUUCGUUUCGUCCAAUAGCAAAAGUACAAAAUAAGUUUUUUAAUCACUGUAAAUAUCAUUCCACAAUUGAAAAUAUUGUACAUUGCUCAAUAGAACCAUGUUAAAUUUU